AUGAAUUCAGCGCAGUUUCAACACUUAAAGAUGGAGAAGCCAAGAGGAAUCUUGAAUUUCCAAUCAAUAAGAUCGUUCACGAACUUAUUCAGACUCAUCGAAGCGAUUUUUCUUCUAAUCUUGAUCUCCAAACUCUCUUUCCCAUCUGUGAAACUCUCUGUUGGGAACAUUUUCAAGGAAGCAGCAGUGUUUCUCGUUAGCCCGAGAUUCGUUUUCUUCAUCGGAAACGCAAUUGUAAUUACUCUUUUCGCAAAAUCCGGACGAAACAAAUCGGGCCACGAGCCUUCGAAGACGACAAUAGAAGCUGCAAGCAACGAUCUUUACCAAGAAUUUCUUCACAAGAGUGAGAAGAAGAGAUCCGAAGUUUAUGACAUGAAAAAAGAACAACCGAAGAAGGCGAGUGGAGUGAAAAGGGUUAGUUUCGGGAGAAGCCAAUCGCAGAAAGCGUUUGAGGCGGUUCAGCCGCUGGAGAGUGGGAAAAUCAUGAAGAGGUAUGAGUCGGAGAAGUGUAUGAGGAUUUGUGAUUCGGACAAGAAAGUGUUAGUGAGAGUUAAGAAACAAGAAGAUGGAAUGAGCAACGAGCAAUUUAGGACAAAGAUUGAAGCUUUCAUCGCGAGACAAAAGAGGAUUCAAAAGGAUGAAGAACACUUGAUACUCUAG
Arabis nemorensis is the source of this 660-nucleotide messenger RNA. The record is from the annotation of a GenBank genome assembly. NCBI's taxonomy places the organism in Eukaryota, Viridiplantae, Streptophyta, Magnoliopsida, Brassicales, Brassicaceae.